Molecule: messenger RNA, 1236 nt
Organism: Panicum virgatum (switchgrass)
Lineage: Eukaryota; Viridiplantae; Streptophyta; Magnoliopsida; Poales; Poaceae
Product: CLK4-associating serine/arginine rich protein-like
Exons: 2
Coding region: 264-1064 (266 amino acids)
Source: RefSeq, a predicted model, not a curated record
CCUUCGGCACCGAGCAACAUGACCAAACUGCCCUCCCGUCCAGGCUCCACGCCCCACAGAGGAGUCCGGCCUCCCCUCCUUUAACUAACUCCCACUGCCUCCAUGCCGUGGAAGCUCGCCCGGCUUCCCCAUCCAUAGGAGGCGGGGAAUGUCGUAACAGCUUGAUGUGACCUCACUUCUCCUCCGCUCCCCUCUCCUCUGUCCUGACUCCUGUCGCCCGAGCCCGACGACGCCACUGGUCCGCGCGCGCGGCGCCAGCCCAGAUGUUCCUCCACUCCUUCCUCGUGCAAAAAAUGGCAAAGAACACGCGGCAGCCAAGAAAGGAUGGCGGCGCGAGAUCAGGCGGCCGGAGGUCCCCGUGGUACCAGCGCGCGGUGGAGGUGCUCCUCCUCGUCUGGAAGCAGCCGGUGGCGGCGCCGGUGCCGGCGGCGACGAAAGCCGCGGCGGCGUCGGGGGUGACGGCGGGCACCGGCAAGGGUGGCGCGGCGCCGGGGGUGCCGGGCCCCGGGAGGCUGCGCAAGUCGUCGUCGCUGAACGUGGCGGCGUCGUUCACGCGGGUGUGCCUGUGCGCGCCCAUCUCCUCGUACAACAGCGAGUCGCUCUACUGCUUCCAGGCCGACGCGGCGCCGCGGCGGAGCUACAGCUACCCGCGCGCGUCGUCGUCGUUGGCGUCGGCGUCCGGGUGCGGCGUGAGCCCGCUGGUGGCCCCACCGCCCGCGGCCGAGCAGGCCGGCCGGGGCCGGGCGGGCGCGGGCAGGGGCGGCGGCGGCGGCUGGGAGGGCGCCGCGCGGCGCGUGUUCCGGGGCAAGUCCCUGACGGACGACAUCCUGAUGCGGCGGUUCGUGGUGGACGAGGAGGCCACGCGGCGGCGCAACGAGAUGGAGGUGAUCCGGCGGCGCCACGCCGCGGCGUCCAAGCGCCGGCGCCUGGGCCCCAGCCCUCUCCGCCGGAUGGCGCUGGCGGAGUCGGAGUCGGAGGCCGAGGAAGAGCUGGAAGCGGCGCCGGUGCAUGCAGCCGGCGGACGGGGAACGGACGGCAACUCCGUGGCAGCGGCAGUAGCGUAGCAAUGGCGACGGCCUCCCCGUGUGAUGAUUUCGAUUGGUUUCGCCGUCGCCUCUGUCGUUUUUCCUUCUUCUUCCUUUGUCUUCUUCCUCUCCCGCUGUUGCUGCCUGUCAUGCGCUGCGAGGAGGAGGGGAAUCCGGAGCAACGCACAGUUUUAAAACUGACUCGUACAGC